CCAAACCACCGCCUCUCUCUCUCCAGCUGCACUGGGGAACAUCUACUUUUUUCUUUAUUCAUGAGCGACAGGAAACCCCCGGGACCCCGCAGCAGACCAGUGUGACCGCCAAACAGCCACGAGGAGUCGACAUGGGGAGCCCGGUGUAUCCGAGAUGACCGAGGGUUCGGGUCCAAACAACCCCUUCUUUUAAAGAGGGAACCGCGCAAGGCUUGUUUUUGGACUUCCACCUCUCCUCCUCUCUCCCCGUAGGAUUUGAUUCAAAGGCGAAAACCAAGAUGGCCGCCGACUCCGUGCAGGGGGAUGCCAGGGGCCAGCUGGUGGCAGAAAGAUUAGGUUUGGGAAAUAACCUGGACCUGUCAGACACCAUGGUCCAACAGAAGCUGGAUGAGAUCAAGGAGCAAAUUCGCCGUGAGAUAAGAAAGGAGCUGAAGAUCAAGGAAGGAGCGGAAAACCUGCGAAAAGUCACCACAGACAAGAAGAGUCUGGCUUAUGUUGACAACAUGCUGAAGAAGUCCAACAAAAAAGUUGAGGAGCUUCACCAGGAGCUGCAGGAACUCAAUGCUCAUAUCGUAGUGAAGGACCCCGAAGAACUGCUGGAAUGCCCUUUGACCCCAGACACGCCAAACAGUGAGGCCAGAAUGUGCACCAGCAGCAGUCGACUCGCCGCUCUGAAACGGCAGAAUGACAUUGAGCUCAAGGUCAAGCAGGGAGCAGAAAACAUGAUUCAGAUGUACAGCAAUGGACCCUCGAAGGAUCGGAAGUUGCUGGCAACAGCACAGCAGAUGCUCCAAGACAGCAAAACAAAGAUCGAGUUCAUCAGAAUGCAGAUCCUCAAGGCUAGCCAGGCCAACGAGCUGAGCUUUGAGAGCAAUGAAGUUAUGGACAAGCAAAUCAUCAGUCCGUUGGAUCUGCGAGUGGAGGAGCUGUGUCACCACGCCAAGAUAGAGUCUGCCGUGGCAGAGGGAGCCAAGAAUGUCAUGAAACUCCUGGGAUCUGGGAAAGUCACAGAAAAGAGAGCACAUUCGGAGGCCCAGGCCCGCUUCAACGAGUCCAACCAAAAGCUCGACCUCCUGCGCUAUUCCUUGGAACAGCGUCUCAACGAGCUGCCCAAAAACCACCCGCGUAGCUGCAGCAUCAUGGAGGAGCUGUCCCUCUUGUCCACACCAGUCCUCAGCCCCAGAUCCAGCAUCAUCUCCACACAGAACCAGUACAGCACCGUCACCAAGCCCGCAGCACUCACAGGAACCUUAGACGUCAGGCUCAUGGGCUGUCAGGACCUUCUAGAAAAUGUUCCGGGUCGUUCCAAAGCCGCUUCUGUCCCUCUGCCCGGCUGGAGUCCCAGUGAGACGCGCUCAUCCUUCAUCAGCAGAGCCAACCGAAACCGCGGCGUGAGCUCGCGGAACGUGACCAAGAGUGAAGAGCUUUCCAAUGAGAUUAGUGCAGUCCUGAAGCUGGACAACACAGUGGUCGGCCAGACAAGCUGGAGACCAGUCAGCAACCAGGCCUGGGACCAGAAGUUCACUUUGGAGCUGGACCGGUCGCGGGAGCUGGAAAUCUCCGUGUACUGGCGCGACUGGCGCUCUCUGUGCGCCGUCAAGUUCCUUCGGCUGGAGGACUUCCUGGACAACCAGCGCCACGGGAUGUGCUUGUACCUGGAGCCCCAGGGGAUGCUGUUCGCUGAGGUGACAUUUUUCAAUCCCGUCAUCGAGAGACGACCAAAGCUCCAAAGACAAAAGAAGAUUUUCUCCAAACAGCAAGGUAAAACGUUCCUGCGAGCGCCUCAGAUGAACAUCAACAUCGCCACCUGGGGGCGACUGGUGAGAAGAGCGAUACCCACCGUCAGCACCAACUCCUUCAGUCCACAAGCUGCCGAGACUGGACCCAGCAGCCUUCCUGGUUCACCCUCGCCCUGCAGUGACCCACUCGUGACCAAGCUGGACUUCGACAAGGAGCCCACACCUGGACCAAAGCACUACCCCAUACCUGAAGAGAUCCAGGAGCCCAUGGUCCAACACAAGAUUCCAGACAAGGACGAUGUUCAGAACGCUCUCGCCUCCUUCGACUUCCUGAACAAGAGGAACAGCAUUGCUGUGAAACCAGACCUGGACGGGGUGCCGGAGCACAUCCAGCAUCCAGACCUGGAGCUCACUGCCAUCCAGAAGGACACAGACAUUCGAGAAGAGGAGCAGUUCCACUUCAGUCUUCAGGACUUCAAGUGUGUCGCGGUCCUCGGGCGCGGCCAUUUUGGAAAGGUGUUGUUAGCUGAGUACAAGAGCACUGGAGAAAUGUUUGCCAUCAAAGCUCUGAAGAAGGGAGACAUUGUGGCUCGGGAUGAAGUGGACAGUCUGAUGUGUGAGAAGAGGAUAUUCGAGACGGUCAACAGCGUCCGCCACCCCUUCCUGGUCAACCUGUUUGCCUGUUUCCAGACGCAGGAGCACGUUUGUUUUGUGAUGGAGUACGCAGCCGGGGGCGACCUGAUGAUGCACAUCCACGCUGACGUCUUCUCAGAGCCCAGAGCUGUGUUCUACGCUGCGUGUGUGGUUCUGGGACUGCAGUUCCUGCACGACCACAAGAUCGUCUACAGGGACCUGAAGUUGGACAACCUGCUCCUGGACACGGAGGGAUACGUGAAGAUCGCUGACUUUGGGCUUUGCAAAGAAGGAAUGGGCUUCCGAGACCGGACCAGCACGUUUUGCGGGACACCGGAGUUCUUAGCUCCCGAAGUUUUGACUGAAACUUCGUACACCCGCGCCGUGGACUGGUGGGGCCUGGGUGUGCUCAUCUUUGAGAUGCUGGUCGGGGAGUCCCCCUUCCCUGGUGAUGAUGAGGAAGAGGUGUUUGACAGUAUAGUCAACGAUGAAGUCCGAUAUCCUCGGUUCCUCUCCACCGAAGCCAUUUCCAUCAUGAGGAGGCUAUUGAGGAGAAGUCCGGAGCGGCGGCUGGGCGCAGGAGAACGCGACGCGGAGGAAGUAAAGCGACAUCUGUUCUUCAGGAACAUGGAUUGGAACGGCCUCCUGGCCAAGAGGGUGAGGCCGCCGUUCGUGCCGGUCAUCCACGGCGCCAACGACGUCAGCAACUUCGACGACGAGUUCACGUCCGAGGCGCCGAUCCUGACCCCGCCCAGGGAGCCCCGGAUGCUCAACACGGAGGAGCAGAACAUGUUCUCGGACUUUGACUACAUCGCCGACUGGUGUUAGCGCGGCGCCGCCACACACACACUGUGAAAACAACCCCGGGACUGAUGCCCCAUUUUGGCCCAAACGUUGAGGGUCUGAAUUGCUGAGGGGAACGGUCAGGACACCCUCCUGUCAAGACAUUCACAUCGACAUGAAGAACUGUUUUUUUUUUUUUUUUUUUUUUAAAGACGUUUGAAGGAGGAGGGAGGCGUGGACGUCGUCUGACCACUGAGAAUGUUCCGGACUCUGCAGACGUCACCAUCAUGUUAUUCUGCAUCACUGUCAAUACUAUGGUCUUGUGUACAGAUUAUAUUCUGUCCUAUAUUUUAUUGUUUUCGUCUCUGUGUAAUCCACAUAGCUUUCACUACAGCAUUAGGAGGCUUUCCUCCAACAUGAAUUUUCCAGAGAGGUUAAAAUGCUUUCAGAUGAGAAUUGAACCCCCCCCCCCCCCACAUCUUGUUGGUGCAGAUGUCCACGAGCAGUUAUACCUCAAUCAUAUGCUGCGUACAACUGAAUCUUUAUUUAUUCACUGAUGAAUUGGAGCAAUUCAACCCCUCCCCGUCUCUUCUAGACUCCAUGUUUGGGGCUGCAGCGACACCUACCUUGGUUUUCCUCCCUGUCAGGACUGGCCGACCUGUUGAAUCACUGCAGGGUGUUUUUAUAUCCACAUUACUGUAUGUACACAAGAAGAAAGCACUAAUUUUAUCCAGUUUUAUUUACCUGCAUUUCGUAAUAAUGGAAAAGGAUUGUACAAAGUUUUUUUUUUUUAUUUCUUGCUUGUGCAUGUUUAUCCCCGAACAGAAACUUUUAGGAUGGUACAAACAUGGAUGACUCCUCAGCCCGGUGUAAAAGAAAAACAAUCGUGUUUGUUACCUGUCGUAAAUGCAGAUUAAACAUUUGUAACA
Messenger RNA from Synchiropus splendidus (mandarinfish), 4084 nucleotides. It is a transcript of the gene pkn2a, whose product is annotated as protein kinase N2a. The record is from RefSeq and is a predicted model, not a curated record. The transcript is spliced from 23 exons. The coding region runs from base 279 to 3200 and encodes 973 amino acids. Lineage: Eukaryota; Metazoa; Chordata; Actinopteri; Syngnathiformes; Callionymidae. Gene Ontology annotation, molecular function: small GTPase binding; protein serine/threonine kinase activity; ATP binding. Gene Ontology annotation, biological process: signal transduction; protein phosphorylation.